This is a messenger RNA of Acinonyx jubatus (cheetah), 19147 nucleotides long. RefSeq names its product nuclear factor of activated T cells 5 (gene NFAT5). Gene Ontology annotation, biological process: calcineurin-NFAT signaling cascade; regulation of transcription by RNA polymerase II; cytokine production. The record is from RefSeq and is a predicted model, not a curated record. Gene Ontology annotation, molecular function: RNA polymerase II cis-regulatory region sequence-specific DNA binding; DNA-binding transcription factor activity, RNA polymerase II-specific; transcription factor binding. Bases 6678 to 11051 code for a protein of 1457 amino acids. NCBI's taxonomy places the organism in Eukaryota, Metazoa, Chordata, Mammalia, Carnivora, Felidae. The transcript is spliced from 14 exons. Gene Ontology annotation, cellular component: transcription regulator complex.
CCUCAUUUUUUAAAGACCUCUGCUUUUGUCCCACUAGAACGGUAGUUGAGAGUUCAAGGUUCAAUAUGUGAAUGAAUAAGUUUUAGAAAUACAGACCUUCUGAACAUUAUUAUAAGUUCUUAGUAGUUAAGACGGGCCAUUUUCCUAACACAAAAAAAGUUAUCCAAAUGAAUUAAUGGCAUUUUUGGCAAAAUAAGGAGUUGCUCAAGAAAUGCAAAUUGUGAAAGGAUUCUUUUUGUUAUUUGGGUUUUUUUUUGUGGGGUGGGGGGAAUCCUAUAGUAUAGGUUAUAAAGAACUAAAAUGCAAGUAUUAUUUUAGAAAACUAAAACAGUGACACCAGAGUUGAGGGAGUUUUUGCAAAAAGAUAUGGCAGGCAGUUUUCUUAAAUAACAGCUUUGUUGAUAUAUAACUCAUAUACCAAUCAAGUAUUUUUUUUAACCUACUUACAUGUUUAUAAUUUUUAAUCCUUAGAUUUACUUAAUUAAAAUAGGAAGUCUUUCACAGAAGUGAACAAUAAACUUUAAUCUUCAUUUUAAGAAAUCAGAUUGUUUUCUUUUUCUAUCCCAGACUCUUUUUCUUCAUUUUGGUAUAUGGCAUUAUGUUUAUUAGUUUAUAUCAAAAUAAGAUUUUGCUAAGGUAACUGUUUAAGGUUUCUUUAUAAUUUUUAUUCUAAUUCAUGAGAUAAACAAUGAAUAAUUAAUCAAACCAUAGGUUUUAUAAUUCAGCCAGAGAAUCUUAAGAAUAAUUGGUGAUUCUUUUGUUAUUUGUUUUUGUAAAAUUGUUACUUUCAGUAAUUAUAUAUUAAUACUUCUAGAAGUAAUACAGUCUCAAGACACUUUUUAGCAUGUGUAGGUAUACCAGCAGAUUAGGCAUGUAAAUAGAAAUGUCUGUUGACUAUCUCUACUAGUUAGAUGACUCUAGGUUUUUAAAAUGGCUGUAAUUUUAGUUAAUAACUUUACGUGAAGUGAUCCAUCUAAUAAACUUUUCUGUUGGAAGAGAGAGACUUAUUAAAUAGUGCUUUGAAUUUUGUGCUAUAGCAGUUAAUAAAUCACAAGUAUCUAACCGGUAUUUGCUAUACUGAAAGAACCUAAUUGAGUGCUAUUUAUAUUAGAGGAGAGGACACGAGAGAGCUAAAUGAAUGUCCUGUAAUCAAAGAAGGACAACCAUGUUUCAAUUUGUUUCAGACAUCUUAAUCACCUAAUAAAAUCAUAGAAUUUCUAAACCAUCGAUAACAACAGACUGUAUAAAAAAAUGAAUUAAAGAAACUGUAAGUUACCAUUUUUGAGUUCCUACUAUGUAAGAGGAAUUGUGGUAGACAAUUUGCAUCAUCAUCAUAUCUCAAUGCUUCCAGGCACAAGCUACCUCUCUUCUUUCCUGCUGGGAUCUAAGUUCUUUUCUUCUUGCUACUGCACUUCAGAGAAUUGUGUGCUGUUAUUUCACUUAAGGAAACUGUAGUUCCUGGACUAAGCAGUGUGUAGGAUAUUGAAUUGGAAAAGCCAUACUCCCCUUUAACUCUGCAAGUUUCAAGAUCUACAAAAUGGGAAUAUGGGGGUACCCGGAUAGCUCAGUCACUUGAGCAUCUGACUCUUGAUUUCGGCUCAGAUCAUGAUCCUGGGGUUGUAGGAUUGAGCCCCACCUCUGGCUCUGCAUGGAUUGUGGAUCCUGCUUAAGAUUCUCUCUCUUUCCCUCCGCCCCUUUCCCCUGCUUGUGCAUGCUCACUCUCUCAAAUUAAAAAAAAAAAAAAGAAAAAAUGGGAAUAUGAUUUCUAGAAGAAUAUUAAGUUUUAAUAAAAGUGAUUCACAACUUAUUUACUAUGUUAGAAAGUAUUUAUAGUUAUAUAAUUUGCAUUUUCUUGAGUUGAAUAAAUUUUGAGAGCCAGUUUGUCUUUGAUUGCUGUCCUAGGUUAACUAGGUAAACAUAUUUCAGAGUUUUGGCCAUUUAUUUAGUAUACUAUUCCUAAAAUUAAACUCAAAACUCAUUACCUGGAAACAUGAUUCACCUAUGUAACCUAUAUAUUGAUGUGGUGAGCUAAAGUAUGAGUUAAUCUUGGUUGUUCCAUAUGGCCAUUUCUACUUUUUCUAGAAAACAGGACCACCUCAGAAGGAAGUCAGAUUCUAGUUACAAACAUGUUGCAAGUACGUUUAAAAACUCUACUCCUCUUGGGGCACCAGGGUGGCUCAGUUGGUUAAGCGGCCGACUUCAGUUCAGGUCGUGAUCUUGCAGUUCGUGGAUUCAAACCCUGCAUCCGGCUCUGUACUGACAGCAACGUGGAGCUUGCUUUGGAUUCUGUAUCUCCCGCUCUCUCUGCCCCUCCCUCUGUAUCUCUGCCCCUCCCCCACUCCUCUUUUGUCUCUCAAAAUUAGAUAAACAUUAACAAUUUUUUUAAUAAAAAAUAAAAACUCUACUCCUUAUUCUGUCUUUUUAUUGUAAUUAUAUAGUAAAUCUAAAUGUAUACAUUUAUACAUACAGAAAUAUAUAUGUAUGUGUAUAUAGAUUUAUGUUAACAUCUGCGCUAUUAAAAUGAAAAGCAUAAACAAACUUGGGCCACAAUGGUUAAUUCAGAAACAAGUACUAAUUCAAGAGGCUAACUGUAUUAUGAAUUAUCGUUGACAAAAAGUACACACAACUUGUUGUUGAUUUAUUCCUUAAAUGUUGUCCGCUUAUAAUUUUUAGCAACAACUUUAUAAAUAACUGCGAUUUAUUCUGUUUCUGUUAGAAAAAGCACAUUUUUAUAUUACCUGAGUCUGUAGAUUAGCAUUUUAAAACUGCUCACAGAUUUUCAACCUUUCAUAGACAAAAUACAUACAUAAAAUAGACACCGUUUCUAUCUGUAUGUAUUUUACACAAUUUCACAUUAACAAAGCAAUGCACAGAAGUGGACUUACUUUCUUAUAUCACCAAUAAGAUUGAUGAUAUCAUAAAUAAAAGGUGUUACCAUACUAAUUGUCAUAAGUAAUUGUUUUAUAACAAUUAGUUGUGUAAAUAUACAAAUAAAGUUAUAUAAAUAGUACUCCAGCUGGGGCAGGAGUGAGGAGAAGGGAUUAGGGUAGGAUACAACAAGAGAUUUCAUCUGUUUCUGUUACUUUUCUUCUCUUAAACAUAAAAUCAUAUGUAGUAAAAUGUUAGCAUUUGUUAAAAUAUGAGCAAAGGAAACAUAAGUAUUAAUUUUAAAUAUUUCAUAUUUUAAAAAACACCAUGUAGCAGUUGAUUAAAGUAAGUCAAAAUGAGGUGCCUGGGUGGCUCUGUCAGUUAAGCGUCUGAUUCUUGGUUUCAGCUCACAUCAUGAUCUCACAGUUCACAGGUUUGAGCCCCGCAUUGGGCUCCACACUGACAGUAUGGAACAUGUUUGGGAUUCUUUAUCUCUUCCUCUCUCUGUGCCUCUCCCCCACUUACACAUACUCUCUCUCUCCCUCCCUCUCUCUCUCUCUCUCUCUCAAAAUAAAUAAAUUUUAAAAAGGUAGAAAUUCGUUUUUAAAAAGUUUAAAAAAAGUAAGUCAAAAUGUCCAAUCAACUAUGUUUUUAAAAAGUAAUAAAGGUGGGGCACCUGGAUGGCUCAGUUGGUUAAGUUUUCGACUCGAUUUCAGCUCGGGUCAUGAUCUCAUGGUUCGUGAGUUCGAGCCCCGCACUGGCUCUGUGCUGAUAGCCUCAAGCCUGCUUGGGAUUCUCUGUCUCCCUCUCUCUGCCCCUGCCCAGCUCUCUCUCAUGCAUGUGCUCUUCUCUCUGUCAAAAUAAAUAAAUAAACAUUUAGAAAGGUAAUAAAGAUAUGAGCUAUAUAGGACGCUUGGUGAACUUAUUUUUGGCAUAAGUGAGGGUACCUUAUCUUUCAUUCAUAAAUGCAAGUAGAUGUCCAUCAGUAGUAUUUAUUUAGCCCACUGAGAUAAAACUCAUUCCCCCCAUGUCAUUCCUUCAUGAAAAGGUGUUACUGUCAAUUAAAUUUAGUCAGAAAAUAAAUGAGAAAGCACCUCAAAGUGCCAGGACUAUACAGGCAUAUUCUAGAUAUCACUCACACACACAUGCACACACACACGUAUUAUAAUAUGGAUUUUGGAAUCUUAAGGAUCUAAUUUGAAUCUCAUUACUAUCAUUUCUAUCAUAUAGACAGAAUUUUGUGGAAGUUAAAUAAAUUUGUAAUAUUGCCCCUGUGAAUAGACAUUGAUACCAACUUUUUCUUAAGGUUAUUAGGAGUAUAAAUAUGUAAAAUGCUUAACAUUACCUAACAAUUAGUGAUCAUUCAGUAAACAUUGACUUUUCUCCCACAUGCGUAUCAUGUGUUCAUUUGUUCAUUUGUAUAAUGUGUAUCAUGUGUUCAUUUGUUCAUGUGUUCACUUGUUAAUAAGGUUUUAAAAAAUAGAUCUUAUUUUUAUAGAAAUAAGGUUUUUAAACUUAUUUUGCUUUUUUCUUUCCAUUCUCAUCCAGUCUGUGUUUUACCUUAUUUUGAAUUUUUGCCUGUCAGCCAAGAUAGAGCCGCUUUUGGGGCAUGGUAUUUACAUUCUGACUUAUUCUUUCAUGUUGACACUCUCUCAAUAGGAGCCCUUGUCUAUAAAACAGACAUUGAUAGAAUAUGAUGAGUCAUAGGGGAACAGACAUUUCCCAAAGGGAUGUUCUGAAAGGUGACUAUUUAAGAGUUCUUCCUCGAAUUCUCUUCCUUUUUUUUUUUUUUUUUUAAGUGAAGUGAUACAUUUGCAUGAUCGGGUAUCAAAACUGCUGGUAGGGCAAUGUAUGACUUACCUUCUAUUUUUUGCUUAGACACUUUGUUUUGUCUGCAGUUGAAUCCAGUAUCUACUCUAAUACAGACCCAGAUGUAAAAUCUGAUUAAUUAUAUUACAAGAUUUUAAUGAUACAAAUACUAUUUUCUUUCCCCUUUUUGGUCUCCUAGUCUAAAACAAAGAAAUGUGAAGACAUUGGACUAGAGUUGGCAGGAGUACCUUUAUUAUUUAAUCUAAAUAAAGUGUAUUAUAUGAUGAAGCAUUGAGGUGACCUUCAAAUAGCAUCCUUCAGACUUGUUCUUUUUAAUUCUUAUCUAAAUUAAUAUAGUGAUAAUCUCUGUUGUUGUCUUAACAUUCCCUUUCAAGUAGUAAAAUGAUUGUCUUUUUUUUUUUUCCCCUGUACUUCUUGGAGUUUUUGACAUUGUGAUAAAUAUAGUUAUCAGCUAGUGUAAGUACUCCCUGUUGUGUUUAAUCUACUUGAGGCAAAGGAUUUGUUCUGGGCUUUAGUCUCUUCAUCCAGUAUUGACCAGUGAUGCUGCCCAGUAGUACUGAAAUCACUGGAUCAUAGAAAGCAUCUUUCUUUUCCAAUAGGAAAUGAUUUAAAAAAAAUUGCAGGGGCGCCUGGUGACUCAGUGACACGUCCAACUCUUGGUUUCGGUUCAGGUUGUGAUUUUAUGGUUCGUGAGUUCAAGCCCCAGGUUGGGCUCUGCACUGACAGCGAAGAGUCUGCUUGGGGUUCUCUCUCUCUCCCCACCACCCCCACCUCUGCCCCUCCACUGCUUACUUUCUCUCUCUCUUCUCAAAAUAAAUAAAUAAACUUAAAAAAAUUUUUUUAAUAAAAACAAAAAAACCUCCACCAAAUUGCAUAAUAUAUACCUAGUACAUGUCUUACACCAUGCUUAGAUAUAUUUAAAAUAUUGCUAUAAAUGUCAGGACACUUACAAUUUUUCUAAACAUUUUAUUUUUCAGGAAACAUUCUUUAAUAAAUAUUUUGUGAAUAUAUUAAUGUCACUCUGUCAAGGUAAAAAUAAUUAUUUUAGGAGAAUUUAGAUUAAAAAUAGAAUAAUUAUUGUGUAGUAUUAGAACCCUGACUGGCAAUUUCUUGGCCUGGGGAAGAAAAAGAUGGUUUCCAAUAAAUCAGUAACAAACAUUUCAGCUUCAGCAACAGUGCUAAUUAUUUUUUAAAAUAGAGCCUCUAGGAUCAAAAAUUUAUGUAGUUUAAAAGUGAAAAUUGGUAACUUUUUUUUAGGGGUAUAAAGAAGUAUGUGAAAGUUGGCCUGAGAAAUGAAAAGAUGCUUUUUCUGCUAAAAUACAGAUUAUGUCUUUCUGCUUGAGUGUAUUGGUCAGAGCAUAUUCUCUUCUACUCUAUAAGAGAAUUUGGGUAAAGGCACAGCCUAAAAACAUCUGAGAAAGAGAGCAUUCUGGCUUAUGGAUUAGAUUGCAUUAGUAAACAGGAGAACAAAUUGGUGAAUAUGAGUUAACAAAAAUUUUGGAUAAGAAAUUUUUCCACAUGGCAUUUAUUUGGAUGUUGAUAAUUUAAUUUUUUUUAAAGUUUGUUUUAAAACAUUGCUUAUUGUGGCAUGUAAACUUAUGUUGGGUGGGAAAAGUACAAAUGGGAAAUUGAAAUUGGUAAACAUGUAAAUUAAAUGAUCAACCCUACAAUUUUUGUUUUUUGCUUUUGCUUUUGGUAAAGUAAUCUGGAUUGCUUAUUUUAUAUGCUGGGAUGCUAGUUGUUUUUUCUAUUAAUACACUUAACUUGCAUUCUAGCUUCGCCAUUCAGAGACAGGCAUCGUGUGGUGGGUUGUGUGACAGUGUCUGUCAAUAGUGAAGACAAAUAGUGCCAGAGACACUUAACCCAUCCAAUCUCACCCAGGGUAUAGGAUUUGCCUCUGAAGCAGGGAGUGUCUGCAUUAAAAAUGACCUGUAGUUCUCUGCUUCAUAGAUGCUUCUUCAGCUCCCUCCUCUUCCUCCAUGGGCGGUGCUUGCAGCUCCUUUACCACCUCUUCCAGCCCUACCAUUUAUUCUACCUCAGUCACCGACAGCAAGGCUAUGCAAGUGGAGAGCUGCUCCUCAGCCUUGGGGGUAAGUAACAGAGGGGUAAGUGAAAAGCAGUUAACCAGUAACACAGUUCAGCAGCAUCCAUCAACACCGAAGAGGCACACAGUCUUGUACAUCUCACCACCACCUGAGGACUUGCUGGAUAACAGUCGGAUGUCCUGCCAGGAUGAGGGGUGUGGAUUGGAAUCAGAGCAGAGCUGCAGUAUGUGGAUGGAGGAUUCCCCCUCCAACUUCAGUAACAUGAGCACCAGUUCCUACAAUGAUAACACUGAGGUACCUCGUAAAUCACGAAAACGAAAUCCAAAGCAGAGGCCGGGGGUCAAACGACGAGAUUGUGAAGAAUCUAAUAUGGAUAUAUUUGAUGCCGACAGUGCCAAAGCACCUCACUAUGUGCUUUCUCAGCUUACCACGGACAACAAAGGCAACUCAAAAGCAGGAAAUGGAACAUUGGAAAACCAAAAAGGCAGUGGAGUAAAGAAGAGCCCUAUGUUGUGCGGACAGUAUCCUGUUAAAAGUGAGGGAAAGGAGCUGAAGAUAGUUGUACAGCCUGAGACCCAGCACCGAGCUCGGUACCUGACUGAGGGUAGCCGUGGCUCAGUAAAGGAUAGAACACAGCAAGGCUUUCCUACAGUAAAGCUGGAGGGCCAUAAUGAGCCAGUAGUGUUGCAAGUGUUUGUGGGCAAUGACUCUGGUCGAGUGAAACCACAUGGAUUUUAUCAGGCCUGCAGGGUAACUGGGCGAAAUACAACUCCCUGUAAAGAGGUGGACAUUGAAGGCACUACUGUUAUAGAAGUUGGCCUUGAUCCAAGCAACAACAUGACAUUGGCGGUGGACUGCGUAGGGAUAUUGAAAUUGAGGAAUGCUGAUGUUGAAGCCAGAAUAGGAAUUGCUGGUUCCAAGAAAAAAAGCACUCGUGCAAGAUUGGUUUUUAGAGUUAAUAUCACAAGGAAAGAUGGCUCCACUUUGACACUGCAAACACCCUCCUCUCCGAUUUUAUGUACUCAGCCAGCAGGAGUGCCAGAAAUCUUAAAGAAAAGCUUGCAUAGCUGUUCAGUGAAAGGAGAAGAAGAAGUAUUUUUAAUCGGCAAGAACUUUCUGAAAGGAACUAAAGUUAUUUUCCAAGAAAAUGUUUCUGAUGAAAACUCUUGGAAGUCAGAAGCUGAAAUUGACAUGGAAUUAUUUCAUCAGAAUCAUCUUAUUGUAAAGGUUCCCCCAUAUCAUGACCAGCAUAUAACUUUGCCAGUAUCCGUGGGAAUAUAUGUAGUGACCAAUGCUGGAAGAUCUCAUGAUGUUCAGCCAUUCACUUACACUCCAGACCCAGCAGCAGCUGGUGCUUUGAAUGUAAAUGUGAAGAAAGAAAUAUCUAGUCCUUCAAGACCUUGCUCUUUUGAAGAGGCCAUGAAAGCAAUGAAAACUACUGGUUGUAACUUAGAUAAGGUAAAUAUUCUUCCCAGUGCUCUGAUCACUCCACUCAUAUCAAGCAGUAUGAUUAAGAGUGAAGAUGUUACUCCAAUGGAAGUAACAGAAAAAAGAUCUUCCCCUAUUUUUAAGACUACAAAGACAGUUGGAUCAACUCAACAAACAUUAGAAAAUAUCUCUAACAUAGCAGGAAAUGGGUCUUUUUCAUCAUCAUCAUCUUCCCACUUACCUUCUGAAAAUGAAAAGCAGCAGCAGAUUCAGCCCAAGACCUACAACCCAGACACCCUGACAACUAUCCAGACACAGGACAUUUCACAGCCUGGUACCUUUCCAGCAGUUUCUGCUUCUAGUCAGCUGCCCAACAGUGAUGCACUACUGCAGCCGGCUACACCAUUUCAGACAAGAGACACUCAGUCCAGAGACGUAUUACAGUCUGAUGGCACAGUGGUUAAUUUGUCACACCUGACUGAGUCAUCCCAGCAACAGCAGCAGUCACCACUACAAGAACAAGCACAGACUUUACAGCAGCAGAUGUCAUCAAAUAUUUUCCCAUCCCCAAACAGUGUGAGUCAGCUACAGAAUACGAUUCAGCAUUUGCAAGCCGGAAGUUUUACGGGCAGUACUGCUAGUGGCAGCAGUGGAAAUGUUGACUUGGUCCAGCAAGUUUUAGAGGCACAACAACAGUUAUCUUCAGUUUUGUUUUCUGCUCCAGAUGGUAAUGAGAAUGUUCAAGAACAGCUUAGCGCAGACAUUUUUCAACAAGUCAGUCAAAUUCAAAACAGCGUAAGCCCUGGAAUGUUCUCCUCAACAGAGCCAACAGUCCAUACUAGACCAGAUAAUUUAAUAGCUGGAAGAGCCGAAAGUGUUCACCCACAGAGCGAAAACACAUUAUCCAAUCAGCAACAGCAACAACAGCAGCAGCAAGUGAUGGAAUCAUCAGCUGCAAUGGUGAUGGAGAUGCAACAGAGUAUCUGUCAGGCAGCUGCCCAGAUUCAGUCGGAGUUAUUUCCUUCACCGGCUUCAGCAAAUGGAAACCUUCAGCAAUCUCCAGUUUACCAGCAGACCUCUCACAUGAUGAGCGCAUUAUCUACCAACGAAGACAUGCAAAUGCAGUGCGAAUUGUUCUCUUCUCCCCCUGCAGUUUCUGGAAAUGAAACUACUACAACCACCACACAGCAGGUUGCCACCCCUGGCACUACCAUGUUUCAGACAUCAAGUUCAGGAGAUGGAGAAGAGACUGGAGCACAAGCCAAGCAGAUUCAGAACAGUGUCUUUCAGACCAUGGUCCAAAUGCAACAUAGUGGGGACAGUCAACCUCAAGUAAACCUUUUCUCAUCUACGAAAAGUAUGAUGGGUGUUCAGAAUAAUGGUACUCAGCAACAAGGUAAUGGUUUAUUCCAACAAAGUAAUGAGAUGAUGUCCCUCCAAUCUGGGAAUUUUUUGCAGCAGUCUUCUCAUUCACAGGCUCCACUUUUUCAUCCCCAAAAUCCUAUUGCUGAUGCUCAGAACCUUUCCCAGGAAACUCAAGGUUCUAUUUUUCAUAGCCCAAGUCCUAUUGUUCACAGUCAGACUUCUACAACGUCCUCGGAACAAAUGCAGCCUCCGAUGUUUCACUCGCAAAGUACCAUGGCUGUGCUACAGGGCUCUUCUGUUCCUCAAGACCAGCAGUCAGCCAACAUAUUUCUUUCCCAGAGUCCAAUGAAUAAUCUUCAAAGUAACACUGUAGCCCAAGAAGAACAGAUUUCAUUUUUUGCAGCUCAGAACUCAAUUUCUCCGCUUCAGUCCACAUCUAACACUGAGCAGCAAGCUGCUUUUCAACAGCAGGCUCCAAUAUCACACAUCCAGACCCCUAUGCUUUCCCAGGAACAGGCCCAACCCUCCCAGCAAGGUAUAUUUCAGCCUCAGGUGUCCCUGGGCUCCCUUCCUCCAAAUCCAAUGCCUCAAAACCAACAAGGAACAAUUUUCCAGUCACAGCGCUCAAUGGUUGCUAUCCAGAGUAACUCUCCAUCCCAGGAACAGCAGCAGCAGCAACAGCAGCAGCAGCAGCAGCAGCAGCAGCAACAACAGCAGAGCAUUUUAUUCAGUAAUCAGAACACCAUGGCUACAAUGGCAUCUCAGAAGCAGCCACCGCCAAACAUGAUAUUCAACCCAAGUCCAAAUGCGCUGGCUAACCAGGAGCAACAGAAUCAGUCCAUCUUUCACCAACAAAAUAAUAUGGCCCCCAUGAACCAAGAGCAGCAGCCCAUGCAAUUUCAGAACCAGCCUACAGUUUCCUCUCUUCAGAACCCAGGUCCUACCCAGUCUGAGUCGCCACAGACUUCUUUGUUCCAUAGCUCUCCUCAGAUUCAGUUAGUCCAAGGGUCACCCAGUUCUCAAGAGCAGCAAGUAACACUGUUCCUCUCUCCAGCAUCCAUGUCUGCUUUGCAGACCAGUAUGAACCAACAAGACAUGCAGCAGUCUCCUCUUUAUUCCCCUCAGAACAACAUGCCUGGAAUCCAAGGAGCCACAUCUUCACCUCAACCACAGGCUACUUUAUUUCACAACACUACUGGAGGCACAAUGAACCAACUACAGAAUUCUCCUGGCUCAUCUCAACAGACUUCAGGAAUGUUCUUAUUUGGCAUUCAAAAUAACUGUAGUCAGCUUUUAACUUCUGGACCAGCUACAUUGCCAGAUCAGUUGAUGGCCAUAAGUCAGCCAGGCCAACCACAGAAUGAGGGCCAGCCACCUGUGACAACACUUCUUUCUCAGCAAAUGCCAGAGAGUUCUUCACUAACGUCCUCUAUAAACACCAACCAGAACAUUGAAAAGAUUGAUUUGCUUGUUUCAUUGCAAAACCAAGGGAACAACUUGACUGGCACCUUUUAACUGGAUAAAAAUUCCAUGAAGAAAAUUCUGAUUCCAAGAUGUCCUGAGAUCAUGUGAUUCCAUGAGGAUUUUUGAACUGUUACUUUAAAAACAAAACAAAGUAUGAAAAACUGUGAUUGAGUAAAUGGAUAGAUUUUACUCUCACUGCAAAAAAGCACACCUGUGCUGCCUGUUGCAGUGAUUAGCCACCGUUGUUAACAUCUUAAUAUUUUAUAUUCCUAAUAACAGUGAUGACUGAGAAUCUAUUUGAGUUUCCAGCUGACAGAAUUAAUUGUUGCUAUUUUCCUAGGCGCUAUUUCUUUGAAAGUAUAGUUCAAAUUCAAAAGCUGGACUGCUCAGUUAUUAUUGCUAUUAGAAAAUAGUUCAUAUUGUCAUGUUUACUUUUGUUCUUCAUUCAUAUUUUCUUACCUGCAUUGUUUUAGUCAAGUAAUGGCUUUUGAAAAAGGAAAGUUCAAAUAGUAACUAAAAGUAAGGCUGUGGUUUUCCAAUAUAAAAAGCACAGCUAUUGGCCAAAAUGAAGGAAUCUUUUUUCAGUUUUUAUGGAGAAACUGAAGGGGUAACAUUCUGACAAGUUAACUGUAGUAAGAGCUCUACACAGAUAAGAGGCCUCUUUAUUACAAAGGCAGACAACACACAAUCUAGGAACAGCUGAAAUGCUAUUGAUUUUAUUUUCCAGAGAGUUGUUCAUUCUCUGUGUUUCUAUUAAGGGUUUUAGCCAUACCUGUGCAGGGAAGAAUAAUUAUCUUGCUCUAUCAAAAAAAUGAAGGGGUUAAUACAUGGUAAAUUGUGUUCUGAUAUCCUCCUAUAGCAGUUAAAACUGACAGAGCAACUUCAGUCUGUUUUCUUCUUAUCCCCGUCUUGGACCGGUGUUCCCUUUUUAUGUUCAUUUUUAUUAUUCUCCCCCUCUUCUUCACUUUAUUUUAGACAAUUAGUAAUAUACUACGAGCUUUGUGACCCUGUAGCAACUUAAAGGGAAAGGCCGCUUUGGUCUGGGGUAACCCAGCAACUCCUGCAGCACAGGCAGGGUGGGGGGGCCACUCUUUUAGGAGUGAGGGGAGCUGAUUCCUGAGAAACAAGAAACAAUGCAUUUUUUCCCCAUGAACGGUGCUGUCCUGAAGUCUUCAAAUUUUUCCCUCUAAUAGGAAACAGUGUACAUUUUAAUUAAAAAAAAAAAAAAAAAGCAAACUAAAAUUUCUUGAAACAUCACUUCUCCCUAAACUGCAGUGGGUGUAAUUCACUUGUCACCUCAGUGCUUUACAGUUUGAAGUGGUCACUUAUCUGAUGGUUCCCACAAGCCUUAGGCUUUACAGGGUCAUAUCAUUGACUUAAAAUGAAGAAUUAACUUGUGUUACAUCUCUAGAGAGCAAAAUUACACACUCCAGAAUUUGCAGUUGCAGUUGUAGCAUUAGUUACACAGUUUUGGGUGUUCUUGCCACCCACGGGAUGCCUGCUUCUCACGACAACCUGUCGUUUGGGCACGUGCUUACGUCUCGUUUUCCUUUUGGCAUGUAGAAAGCUGUUUAUACAGUUUAAGGCCAAAUUGUGUGUGGCUUCUAUAUGUAGAUAAGAUGUUUUGGUAUUCAUGUCUGUUUCAUUUAUUUUUAUUAAGUGUACAAAAAAAAUAGCCUGUUAAUUAUUUGUUGAAGGCUACUUUUCUGUUGUGGUUUUUUUUUUUUUUAAUUUGUUUUCUAUCCUAUACAUGUAGUUGAACUUUGUGGAAUUGUGGUGUUGGUUUUGUUUAUACAGCCAGAUUUUUUCCCCCUUUUUGUGGUCCUCCUUAGUUCUUUGAAUGUGCUCUUCUCCUAAUUUGUUUUUUCUCUUUGUUCUUAUAUAUUCUUCCCUCCACCCUGACCCUUUCUUUCUUUCUCUCUCUGAUUGAGAGGCAUUGAAUUACGUUUUCAGUAGUACAGGCUUCUUGCCGAUAUGAAGGGAACUUUUCAGAAAGAGACCUACUCUGGGUCAUUUACUUUUGAAUACAGUUUUCAAUCGUUCAAGUUUUGGAUGGUUUAUAUCUAAUGUGUGUUUCAUUUUUUUGGAAAGCUAUAUUUUGUAUUUAGGAAAUGGUAUACUAUUUUGCUAUUUGUACUGAGUGAGUACAUUGGCAUAAAUAUAGAAAUUUAUAUAUAUACAUAUAUAUAAACUAUUCUUUUUUUGCCACACAUUUUUGUGGUAAAUUUGUGAGUUUGUCUGAUGUUCUACCACAACGUGGCGUCUGAUAACAGUGAGGGGGGGUUUGUUAUGUCUUUAUUGAGUAUUUAAGUAUCUUUUGAAACAAAUGACCUGUUCAUCUGUGGCCAUUCCAUCAGGCAGUUCCUUGAUGUUAUUAGUGGGCUAAAGGCAGCUUACUGUGUGUUUGCUGGAUCUUUCACUCAGCAAAAUGUUAGAGUAAGGAAACCCAUCAGGCAAUUGUGUCAGAUGGUGUUUCAUGAGAAUGAGCCAUUCAGUCUUUGCUCACUAUAUAUUUAAUAUUUUAUUGUUGUUAUUGUUAUUAUUAAUUGGCUUUCUGUAUUCUAUGCCUUUUAUUUAUAAUAACACUAAAAAAAACCACAAACCAUGUUUGUAAUUUUAAUAACGUUUUCCCCAUCUUGUAAUAUCCAGAGCUACUUUAUAGAUUCUCUGAACCAAAAGCAUUUUCCUCAAUAGAUCAUCUCUCCCCACCGCAUCAGGGAAAAUUACCCAGUAUAGUUCAGGUUAUGAGAAGGACCAGCCACACAAUCCAGUGCUUCAGUUUUAACAUGUAAAACUCUAACUGCAGAGGUAUAAAGAGGUAUAAAAAGCUUACCCAGCAGGUAUAAAAAUAAGAAGUAGAAGUAAAAUACUGUAAGUUUAUUUCUGAGUUUUCUGACUUUUUUUCUAAGAGAUUACACAGGAGACUCAGGAAGUCUAUUUGCUCACCAAGUUUCAACUAGAAUGUUUCUUAGCACUGCUCUGUGGAUGAAGUGGUGGCAAGAAGACUGGCUUGUGUGCUGACUUCUGUUCUGUUGUUUCGCAAGAGGCUUAUCAUCGUAAAAUGCUGAUCGCCAAUGCCAAGUUACCAGGGACCAAUUUUCUGUUUUAUAGUAUCUAAGUUUAGAACAGAACAUACACCUGAACUGUAGUGGCUUGAUUGGAUGGAGGCAGAAAACCCAAAUUUUAUUUUCAUAAAUUUUGUGGUUAUUUAUACAAGGGCUGUGCUAUGCUACCACAUUCUUAUUCAAUAAUGAUGGAUAUUUUUUUUUAACAUCGUUAAAUGUUCCCUACCCCUAAAGGUCACUGUUAAGUACAGCAUUCUGACUAUUUGGUUACAAAAGACAUUUGUCUUCUUACUGAAGAGUUAGCUCAGUGGUCAGUGGUUGAUACGUGUGCUAAUAAUACAAUUUCCAGAUUAAUGUUACAAAUAAUAGCGAUCUAUGAGAGAGACUCCGUGAGCCAGCAAAGGCCUUGGAAGCAACAAUUUAUUAAAUUUAUUUAUGGCAGAAGGACCUAAAUAAACUCUGAACCUUUUUUUAGUCUUUUAUAUUGUUAUAUUCAGUUGCUCUUGCUUUUAGCAAAUCACCUUACUGCUUGGAGCUUAUCUUUCUGUGUGUGUGUGUAUGUGUGUGUUAUUCCUUAUUGUCAUUCCAUGAUAUAUCCACACCAACAGGGGAGAAGACAACUAGAAAUCAUAUUUGCCUCAGAGCUUUAUCAUGUUACCUUUGUAAUUAGAGCAGCCAAUGCAAAUCAGUUUUUGCCAGACUCUCUGGAACAGGUUUUUAAAGGGCUUUAUUUAUUAUAAAAAGCAGAAUUAAUGAGGGACCCCCCCUUUCUUCCUUUCUUUUUGUGGUAAUUUUGUCUAUGCUGUAGUUGAGAAUUUCAUUAUAGUGCAUUUCUUAUCCAUCAGAACCUCAGUUAAUCUGCCUAGGAAAAAUAAUGUCAAAGCAAAUGAGAAAAAAGUUCUGAGUCCCCCUAGAACUAAAGUAAUAAUUCUUUUUGGCCAUCUAAACUGUUUUGGACACUUGUUUUAGAAGAGUGAAAUCUGUUUAGACAGAUCAAUAAUUAAAGACCAGAAUUAAAUGCUUUAAUAAUCAAAGUCUCAAAUUAAACGUGACUUAUAAAUACUCACUAGGAGUAAUUUGAGAAUUAUUCAUCAUUCUGAUGAAAAUUUCUGUUCUAAGAUUUAUUGAUUUUUUUUCUAAUUAAUUGAAAACUUGAUGAGGUCUGUUAGCUUUAGUUUCAAAAAGUUUCAAAAAACUUUUUUGACAAAAAAGUUAUGACCACAGGCUUCAUCCCUAACCUGUACAGCCAUGUUCUGUCUGCACACCUUACUUAUUUGGAGGGACUCCAUGAAGACAAAGACUGUAUAGUUCAGCAGCUCUAUUAGGAAAAAAACUCAGAGCACAUUCCCUACUAAGUUAGGUAUAUCCAUAUUAAAAAGAGGUUUUCUCCUCCGCUUAUUUGUGUCACUAGAGCUAAAUCGUGGACAUAAUGUUCACAAUGCAGUAAAUAUCAGAGUAAUUCCUAUAGUAUCAUUUGUGAAUUGCCUCAGUACUCUAAUUAAUUCUUUAAUUCCCAUUUAUUUUCAUGCCAUUCUAGCCUCAUUCAUUAAUAAAAUUCUAUUUUUACUCCACUAUCUCUCUCAGAAAAAAAUUUUUAAUUAAUAUUUUAUAUCUAGACUAAAUGCAUAUGGAAAAGUGCCUUUCUACCAUAAUAGUGCCCCUUUCUUGUAAUUUCAUUUUUCACUAUUGCCAAAAACAAAUAAAUUAUUUCAGUAGGCCCCAUCUUUCAAUUAUUUCAUUUAGCAUUCUUUUCUCUAUUUUUCUAACACCAGAGAAAACAGCUUCAUAAAGUCUCUCCCUUUGGCAUAAGAGUAACAGAGAGAUACAUUGCUAGAAUUGUUCCUUUGGGGGAGGGUAAAUAAUAGAUUAUAGAAUUAGGGGCGCCUGGGUGGCCCAGUCGCUUAAGCGCCAACUGUGGCUCAGGUCAUGAUCUCACAGUUCAUAAGAUCCAAGCCCUCCAUCGGGCUCUGUGCUGACAGCUCAGAGCCUGAAGCCUGCUUCGGAUUCUGUGACUCCCUCUCUCUCUCUCUCUGUCCCUCCCCUGCUCACACUCUGUCUCUGAAAAAUAAAAUAAACAUUAGAGUUACAGUGUUGAGGCUUUAUAUAAAUUAUCUAAAUUUGACUUCAUCUCGACCAACUAAUGAUAGGUCUUAUCUGAAUGCUAAUGAAAAUUUUAUUGUCUGUGAGACUCCAUGCACACAAAUGUUUGUAGUUAAAUUUCAGGAAGGAAGUAUUUAAAACAUCUUCUCUCAUCUUACUUAGAUAAAAAUAAAUCACUGACACAAAAUUUAGAUAAAACCUGGUAAAGUCAAUUUUUCUAACUAGACAACGCCAUGGAAUUUGUCGUAGUGCACUUCUUGCCUAUCAGAACCUUUGUAAUCUCUAUGAAAAAUAGUGUCAAAGAAAAUGAAGAAGUUAUAUUGGAAUCCCUGUAGAACAAAGGUAAUAAUUCCUUUCAACAAGAUACAGUUGGAUUGACUGUCCCUCUGGUUUUGUUAUUUUGCCUCUGUCCUGGCUCCUGGCUGCAGUGGUGGUGCUGAAAGAGAGGGCAUCACAGUGGCAGCUUUGGGAUAGAGCUUCUUUCCCCCUGGGUAUUUCUUUGACUUAGUGGCACUGAAAACUGCAGGCUUUUAUGCAAUAUUCUUAAUACCCUAAUGAUAUUAUGCACUUUAAUCAUUCCAAAGAAGUUAAGAAUGCUGUAUAGUGAUGAUUCCUUCUUAAUGAAUACAUCUUAACUAUUUGUAUCCCUUUUUAUUUUGGAUAGUCAGCUUGGUGUAAGUGUUCUGUGAAUAUUUUCUAAAAUGACUGUAUCGUACGACUUAAGACUUUGAAAUGUAAUUGACUAUGUGGAGAAAUGAUUACACUUCAGCAAACGAUUUUAGAAAUAUUAAUGUUCAGCUUGCUAAUGUAUAUGUUUGAGACUUAAUUAAAAUCAGCCCUCUUCCAGUAUUUUGUGUUUUGUCUGUGAGAACAUUGUAGUGUAUAGUUUUUUACAUAUAGAGUGUAACCAGUGGUUUUCAAAAUAUGGUCCUCAGCCCACCAGCCAGCAUCAGUAUCACUUGGGAACUAGGUAGAAAUGCACAUUCUGGAGCCCUGUCAUAGACAUACUGAAUCAGAAACUUUGGAAUGGGGCCUAGCAAUCUGUGUUUUAACAAGCCCUCCAGGUAAUUCUGAUAUAUGCUCAAGCGUGAAAACCACUGGUGUAAAUGGUAUACAGUAAGAUCUAGAAAGGUUUUUCCCCCUACUCAUACAAAUAGUUAUAUAUUGUUCUUUAUGUAAAUUCAGCUUAACCUGGUUAUCCGUAAUCAUUUAUUGGCAAUGAUAAGUUAUUCUUAGUACUGCCUACAGAAAUAUAGUAUAUUUUAUAUACAUAUACGCUUAGUCUAGUUAUUGAUAAUUCAGUUAACUUAGUUUGGCUUUUCCUACCAUUUACUAAAAAGUUUACAUUAAAUGACUGAUUUAACUAUAUAGGUGCAAUCUUCUAUAUUUCUUUUAAUUGUUAUGACAUUUAAGUAGCUAAAACAAUUGGGUGCUACAGUCUCCUGUUUAUCCAUAAAAUGGGUACCUUGUGGGCAGUGAUAACACAAGCUUUCUUUUCAUUGCCUCUUACUUUACCAGCAGACCACAAUUUUGGUCUGGCUAGACCAACUCUCGGAACAUCAUUCCUUGUAUUUAUAUUUGUAUCUGAGAUAUUAAAUAAGAUGGCUGGCCAGGUCAACAUAGCACCUUAUUUAAUUUCUUUUUUAAAUCAAUAAAACUUAUUUAAAAGUAGCUUGGUUUGUAUGAGAACUGAUGCAGUAGAGAUACAGCUAUCCUUGGAACUUACGCUUCAGACCCGCAUUAUUUACUAAAACAAAUAUUGGACAAGACAGUGCAUUAUUAAUCUGGGCAUUUCUCCCUUCCCAAUUAUAUGCCUCAUGGUAAAUAUAAACUAACAAGAUAAGUAGAUUUAUUUGUUCAUUUUAAUUUCAUGUGUAAUUUAGUACCUCCAUAAUUGCUGUAAUCUUCCUUCCACUGUUUACAAAUCACCAAUUAAUUAACUCAUGGAAGAAAAAUGCACACUCAAAUUAAAAAUAAUUGUAUAUUCACUUUAUAAAAAUCACCACUGCUGUCUUUGCUUAACACUAGCAGUGGAAGUGUAAGUGGCUUACUCUACAAACCUUGGUGCUGGCAACACUUAGGCAAACUGUGGGGAGAUGCUUUAGGUACAUUCCUCCUUUCUUGUUCCCUUUCCCCUCUUCCCCAGUUGCUUGCAUAAUGUAUUCCUGUGCCCAAAGAAUUCUGUCAUGGUUCUAUUUGACUCCAACUUGUAGUGUCUCUUUUAGAAGCCCCAUGUUUAGCCAUAUUAUCCCUGCUCUUUUUCUUCCCCAGAAGAAAUUUGGUGUGAAAUAGUUUAUAGAGUUUGCUUAUUAUUUUACCUAAUGAACCUCAGGACAACACGCACACACAUAUACAUACACACACACCGUCUCAGAUGUUUGAGGGUGGCUUUGGAAUCAAACUAAUGAGUCCAAUGAAGAACUGUCCUGCACUGAAGGGUUUAUGACUUUAGUAGCUACAAACUGAUUCCAGUGACAUUGAGUUAAUUUCUUUUGAGCUAAUGAAUGUAUCUGCUCGCCUUGUUUCCUUCUAAUUGAUAAGCUCCAAGUAGUUGCUACUCUUUUUGGACAAUUUGACUGAGUUUUAUUCACUUGUUUUAUUAGUCUUUUAACAUAUUGCACAUAUUUCAUUAACCCAUUCUCAAGUGGUUUAGCUACCAUUCUGCCAUUAAAUUUUUUUAAUUUAAUUUUAUUUGCUUGAGCACACUGAUCAACCACUGAACUGCCUUCUUCCAUUGUCCUGCAAUGAAAUAAGGAUUACAUUUUUGUGUAUAUGGCUUUCAUAGUUGAGAUUUCAGAGCACUGACACCAGAUAUUUUCAGUUUGUUCUCUGGGGGAAUUUCAUUUGCAUCUAUGUUUUUAGCUAUCUGUGAUAACUUGUUAAAUAUUAAAAAGAUAUUUUGCUUCUAUUGGAACAUUUGUAUACUCGCAACUAUAUUUCUGUAAACAGCUGCAGUCAGAAAUAAAACAUUGAAAGUUUUCA